AUAUAAAUAAAAAAAUGGAAGUAGAUUCUGAACAAUAUUUUUCGAGCUAUGAAGACUUGGAUAUACACAAGCUAAUGCUCGAGGAUGAACCGAGAACCUUAGCUUAUAAGAAUGCAAUUUUAAACAACAAGCAGUACUUCAAAGACAAAGUUGUUAUGGAUGUUGGUUGUGGCACAGGAAUUUUAUCAAUAUUCUGUGCUCAGGCUGGUGCGAAAAAAGUAUUUGCUGUUGAAGCCAGCAAUUUAGCGAAUUUAGCUAAGGAGAUAGUUAAGGAGAAUAAUUUUCAAAAUGUUAUUGAGGUAAUUCACAGCAGAGUAGAAGAUGUAGAACUACCAAACUAUAUGAAGGUGGAUGCUAUUGUAUCAGAGUGGAUGGGGUUCUAUUUACUCCACGAGGGUAUGCUGGACUCUGUCCUGUAUGCUAGAGACAGGUUCCUCAAAGAUGGUGGGGAAAUAUUCCCUGAGAGUGCUACCAUUUAUAUUGCACCAUGUAGUGUUCCCUCAAUGUACAAUCAAUGGGACAAUGUAUAUGGAGUAUCAAUGAAGUCGUUCUCCAAAGAGCUCCGAGCUAGUAAGGGUAGCAAACCAGAAAUACUAACAAUAAAGCCCGAAGACCUGCUGGGAACUGAAGUGGCACUCUGCUGGAUCAAUUUGAGAGAAGAUGAAUCACAUGAUUUGAAUUCCUACAGCAUUGAACAUGUUGUUGGUGCAAGCAAAAACGGUUUCUACCAAGGCCUCUGCCUAUGGUUCGAGUGUAAUUUCCCCGAGCUUCCAAAUGGUACAGGAGACAGUCGCACGGUUCUGGACACAAGUCCACAGAGCCCGGCUACUCAUUGGAAACAAACAGUCAUAGUGCUGCCGGACCAGCUCGAGGUGGAGGAAGGUGAACCUAUUGCCUUCCAGUUGGAAAUGACAAGAGCUGAUGCAACAAGUAGAAGAUACAACCUCCUAAUGACGAUGUUGGACCCCGAAACAAUAGAGCACCCCCUCCCCUGUUCAUGUCACAUGACCACGUGUAUAUUAGCUAAAACCUUCAUGAAGCAACAAGCUGAACACGCCAUCGCACAAAAGAAAGAAGAAGAUACGUCCGUUCUAGUUGACGAAGAGAUUAAUGAUGAUGACGAAGAUGAUAAUUAAACAAAAACAAAUUAUGACAUUUUAUAA
Molecule: messenger RNA, 1163 nt
Organism: Spodoptera littoralis (African cotton leafworm)
Lineage: Eukaryota; Metazoa; Arthropoda; Insecta; Lepidoptera; Noctuidae
Source: the annotation of a GenBank genome assembly